Acanthisitta chloris (rifleman) is the source of this 405-nucleotide messenger RNA. RefSeq names its product carboxypeptidase A6-like. The annotation marks the transcript as partial. The record is from RefSeq and is a predicted model, not a curated record. The transcript has 3 exons. Lineage: Eukaryota; Metazoa; Chordata; Aves; Passeriformes; Acanthisittidae. Gene Ontology annotation, molecular function: zinc ion binding; metallocarboxypeptidase activity. Gene Ontology annotation, biological process: proteolysis.
GCUCUCCAGACAUACCAGACCGAUCCUGCCAUGAGAAAGAUGCUAACUCAGCUGUAUUUCUAUAUCAUGCCUGUAUUUAAUGUGGAUGGAUAUCAUUUUAGCUGGACAUAUGAUCGAUUUUGGAGAAAAACAAGAUCAAAGAACACAAGGUUUCACUGUCAUGGUGUUGAUGCUAAUCGCAACUGGAAAGUGAAAUGGUGUGAUGAAGGUGCUUCAUUUCACCCAUGUGAUGACACCUACUGUGGUCCCUUUCCUGAGUCUGAGCCUGAAGUAAAGGCUGUUGCUCAUUUUCUGCGCAAACAUCGGAAACAAAUAAAAGCUUAUUUGUCCUUCCAUGCAUAUGCACAGAUGCUGCUGUACCCUUACUCUUACAAAUAUGCAACUAUUCCAAACUUCAACUGCGUG